Molecule: messenger RNA, 2022 nt
Organism: Castor canadensis (American beaver)
Lineage: Eukaryota; Metazoa; Chordata; Mammalia; Rodentia; Castoridae
Gene: Mbd4
Product: methyl-CpG binding domain 4, DNA glycosylase
Biological process (GO): DNA repair
Cellular component (GO): nucleus
Molecular function (GO): pyrimidine-specific mismatch base pair DNA N-glycosylase activity; DNA binding
Source: RefSeq, a predicted model, not a curated record
AGGUGGUUCUGAACCGAAGUUUUCACAUCUUAGGUCACUCCGUACCCGGGACGUUGCACCUCUUGGCUUGUUGCCGCAGCCCGAGCCCACUGGACUCUCACAGCUGCGAUGCAGAAUCUAAGCCUUGGGAACGGCGGAGCUACCCCAUCGGUCGCUUCCAGUGAGAGCCUAGCUCCUGACCGACUUUGUGACCUCCGCAAGGAAGAUGUUGUGGUGGGGUUGGGAAGAGUGGGAGAAGAAGGAAAACAAACGGUGAUAAAAAGAAGCAGUGAAUGUGACCCCCUCCCACAAGAACCCACUGCUGCUCCUCAGUGUGGCAGUACUGCAAUGACAGAGGGCCACCGGCCUGUCCCGUGUGGAUGGGAACGAGUUGUGAAACAGAGGUUAUCUGGGAAAACAGCAGGAAGGUUUGAUGUAUACUUUAUCAGCCCACAAGGACUGAAGUUCAGAUCCAAAAUAUCACUUGUUAAUUAUCUUCACAAAAAUGGAGAGACAUCUCUGAAGCCAGAAGACUUUGAUUUUACUGUAGUGUCUGAAAAGGUUGUCAAGUCAGGGCAUAAAGACUGCAGCCUGGUAGGUGUGACUUCCCAAUUGCAAAAUCAAAGUGACUUUUCAAACCGGAACAUCAGGACACGAAGCAGGUGGAAAAAAGAUAUGAUUCCUUUGCCAAGUAGUAGUUCAGAGUUGCAAGAUAGCAGAGGACGGUCUGGCUUUAAUUCCAUUCACUUGCAUUUGAAAGAAGAUGAAGGUGUUCAUAAAUUCAGGAAGGUUAGUAAGUCCAGAAGAAAGGUGACAGUUUUGAAAGGAAUUCAAAUUAAGAAAACCAAAAGCAAAUAUAGGAAGAGUCUUCCAGAUUCUGUUCAAAGUAAUAGAAGAGAAUGUGUGCCUCAUAGAGCAGAUGCUGAAGAGGAGCCUGUUGCUCAAGAAGACCAGCUGGAUGACUCUUCCUGCAGUUCUGAUGCCAAAGCAGGCAGGGAGGCCCUCAGUGUGACCGAUGGAGAAGACAGCCUUGCAAAAGAAGAAUUACUGAGUUCAGGAUCAGACGUUCAUCUUGAACAGAUAACUUCUGGCAUCACAAACAAAUUAUGUUCAACUGAAGAAGCAGACCAUGAGAAGCGUGAGGAUACCUUUUUAGAACAAGAGGAAACCAGAACAACAGCAGAAGAUGGGGGAAAGAAGGAGCAUUUGCAUCUUGACAUUUUAAAAUGUGGCUCUGAAACGCACAACUGCUCCCUAGCCAAGAGCGACUUGACUUCUGAGAAAACAUUUCAAGAAGACAUCCUGCGAACACAAAUAGAAAAACGGAAAACAAGCCUGUAUUUUUCCAGCAAGUAUAACAAAGAAGCUCUUAGCCCCCCACGACGCAAAGCCUUCAGGAAAUGGACCCCUCCUCGGUCACCUUUUAAUCUCGUCCAAGAAACACUUUUUCACGAUCCCUGGAAACUCCUCAUCGCGACUAUAUUUCUGAAUCGGACCUCAGGCAAAAUGGCGAUCCCUGUGCUUUGGGAGUUUCUAGAGAAGUACCCUUCGGCCGAGGUAGCAAGAACUGCAGACUGGAGAGACGUGUCAGAACUUCUUAAGCCUCUUGGUCUCUACGAUCUCCGGGCAAAAACCAUUAUCAAGUUCUCAGAUGAGUAUCUGACAAAGCAGUGGAAGUAUCCAAUCGAGCUUCAUGGGAUUGGUAAAUACGGCAAUGACUCUUACCGAAUUUUCUGCGUCAAUGAGUGGAAGCAGGUGCACCCUGAAGACCACAAGUUAAAUAAAUAUCAUGACUGGCUUUGGGAAAAUCAUGAAAAACUAAACCUGUCUUAAACCCUGUAUGUUUCCUAACUGUGUUUUAUGCAUUGCUUUGCACUUGCUUCUAAGAGCUCCAUUCUACAAAGCCAGCCAUAUUUCCAGGCAUGUAGAUUGUCACUAGCUCAACUGGAAGCCCAGUGUCUAUUGUCUUAGUGUGCGUGCCACUGGUGGAUCUUUGAUGCUGAAGAUUCUAGAAUAUAUUUUGAGAUUUUUUUCUAAAUAAAU